Messenger RNA from Cannabis sativa, 3419 nucleotides. Its product is annotated as alpha-mannosidase At3g26720. The record is from RefSeq and is a predicted model, not a curated record. Gene Ontology annotation, molecular function: carbohydrate binding; alpha-mannosidase activity. The coding region runs from base 59 to 3112 and encodes 1017 amino acids. Gene Ontology annotation, biological process: mannose metabolic process. The transcript is spliced from 29 exons. NCBI's taxonomy places the organism in Eukaryota, Viridiplantae, Streptophyta, Magnoliopsida, Rosales, Cannabaceae.
AGCUUACUAUAUAAUUAUUCCAAAAGAAAAACAAAGACUCCAUUUUUUUUGUUUAUCAAUGGCGAUGGGGACGAAGCUGUUCUUGGUGGCGACCCCGUUGUUACUCUUACUACUGGGUAUUACUACGAAGUCUGAGUACAUAGAGUACAAUACCAGUGCCAGAAUUGUUCCAAACAAAAUCAAUGUUCAUUUGGUUCCUCACUCUCACGACGAUGUUGGUUGGCUCAAGACUGUUGAUCAGUACUUCGUUGGCGCCAACAAUUCAAUUCGGGGGGCAUGUGUACAGAAUGUAUUGGAUUCUGUCAUUUCAGCCUUGUUGGAAGAGAAGAAUCGCAAGUUCAUCUAUGUUGAGAUGGCUUUUUUUCAGAGAUGGUGGAGGCAGCAAAGUAAGUCUACUAAGAUUAAGGUCAAGGAGCUUGUCAACUCUGGUCAACUGGAAUUCAUAAAUGGGGGUAUGUGUAUGCAUGAUGAGGCAACUCCUCAUUACAUAGACUUGAUUGAUCAGACAACUUUGGGGCAUAGAUUUAUUAAAGAUGAAUUUGGUCAGACUCCUCGAGUUGGUUGGCAGAUUGACCCUUUUGGCCAUUCUGCAGUUCAAGCUUAUUUGCUUGGUGCAGAGUUGGGUUUUGACUCCCUCUUUUUUUCUCGAAUUGAUUACCAAGAUAGAGCUAAGAGACUCAAAGAGAGAACUCUUGAUGUUGUAUGGCAAGGAUCUAGGUCCCUUGGUUCUUCGUCACAGAUUUUCACCGGCAUAUCACCCCGGCAUUAUGAUCCUCCUGAUGGUUUCACGUUUGAAAUAAAUGAUGUUUCGCCACCUAUUCAAGAUGAUACUCUUAUGUUUGACUAUAAUGUUCAAGAACGAGUGAAUGACUUUGUUGCUGCUGCUUUAGCACAGGCUAAUGUGACAAGAACCAAUCACAUUAUGUGGAUGAUGGGGACAGAUUUUCGUUAUCAAUAUGCAAUUUCAUGGUUCAGGCAGAUGGACAAGUUUAUUCACUAUGUAAAUCAGGAUGGGCGUGUGAAUGCACUAUAUUCAACACCUUCUGUUUACACUGAUGCGAAACAUGCAACUGAUGAGAAAUGGCCUCUUAAAACUGAUGACUUUUUCCCGUAUGCAGAUCAUCCAAAUGCAUAUUGGACCGGAUACUUUACAAGCCGUCCGGGACUUAAAGGUUAUGUCAGAGCAUUGAGUGGUUACUAUCUGACAGCAAGGCAGUUGGAGUUUUUUAAAGGAAGGGUUGACUCUGGGCCAAACACCGAGGUACUUGCUGAUGCUUUGGCGAUUGCUCAGCAUCAUGAUGCAGUUAGUGGUACAGAAAGACAGCAUGUUGCUGCUGAUUAUGCUUUGCGACUUUCUUUGGGAUACAAGGAGGCUGAGAAGGUGGUUGCCUCUUCUUUAGCAUACUUGACACAAUCAGGUUCAAGCUCUGGAGUUGAAAAAUUUCAACAGUGUCCUCUUCUUAACAUAAGUUAUUGUCCUCCAUCAGAAGCUGUCCUGUCUGAUGGGAAAAGCUUGGUCGUUGUCGUCUACAAUUCCCUAGGGUGGAAGAGAGAAGAAGUAAUACGAAUUCCUGUUUCCACUGACAGAGUAAGUGUUCAGGAUUCUAAUGGGAGGAAUGUUGAAGCCCAGCUUCUUCCUAUAUCGAAUGCCACUUUUAAUGUUAGAAAUUAUUAUGUGAGAGCAUAUUUGGGUGGAUCUCCGAGAGAAACAAUUAAAUAUUGGCUUGCAUUUUCGGUGUCAGUACCACCAAUUGGUUUCAGUACUUACAUAAUUUCUACCACUAAACAAACAGGUUCUAGUGUAGCCAUUUCUUCUGUGUACAGAUCAGAAGAGAGUAUAGACAAUACCAUAGAAGUCGGACAAGGAAGUUUAAAGCUAAUUUAUUCAGCUCAUGAGGGAAAGCUUAUACACUAUGCUAACAAUAGAAACUUGAUUACAGCAUCUGCGGAACAGUCAUACAGUUAUUACAGUGGAAACGAUGGUACCGAUAAAGAUCCUCAGGCUUCUGGAGCAUAUGUCUUCCGUCCAAAUGGCACAUUCCCAAUAAAAUCUGAUAGCCAGGCUUCUCUCACCGUGGUUCGGGGUCCAGUACUAGAUGAAGUACACCAACGGGUUAAUCCAUGGAUAUCGCAGAUUACAAGGGUAUUCAAGGAAAAAGAGCAUGCUGAAGUUGAGUUUACUGUUGGACCUAUACCUGUGGAUGAUAGCAUUGGAAAAGAAAUCACUACUCAAAUUACAACAGCCAUUAAGAGUAAUGGAACAUUCUACACAGAUUCUAACGGACGUGACUUCAUUAAGAGGAUUCGAGACUUCAGAACAGACUGGGAGCUGCAAAAUAACCAACCAGUUGCUGGAAAUUAUUAUCCUAUUAAUCUUGGAAUUUACGUGCAAGACAGUAUCUCAGAACUGUCAGUGUUGGUCGACCGUUCAGUUGGUGGAUCCAGUUUAGUAGAUGGUCAGAUAGAGCUGAUGCUCCACAGGAGAUUACUUCAUGAUGAUUCAAGAGGAGUUGGUGAGGUGUUGAAUGAAACAGUUUGUGUACUUGAUAAAUGCGAAGGUUUAACUAUUCAAGGAAAAUUUUAUGUCAAAAUUGAUCCUCUCGGGGAAGGUGCCAAGUGGCGCCGCACGACCGGCCAGGAGAUAUACUCUCCACUUCUCUUAGCAUUUACAGAACAAGAGGGAAAUGAGUACUUAAACUCUCAUGUAUCAACAUUUUCUGGAUUUGAUUCUUCGUAUGCUUUACCGAACAACAUUGCUUUGAUAACGCUCCAGGAGCUUGCAAAUGGAAAAGUACUCAUUCGACUUGCACAUCUUUACGAGAUUGGAGAGGACAAAGACUACUCCACACUAGCCAGUGUGGAACUAAAGAAGUUAUUUCCAAAGAAAGAGAUCAGCAAAGCGACGGAGACGAGUUUGUCUGUGAAUCAAGAAAGAACCGAGAUGGAUAAGAAGAAGCUAGUAUGGAAAGUAGAAGAAGGGUUCGGUGAAGAGUCAAAGAAAGUGAAGAGAGGAGGGCCUAUUGACCCUGCAAAACUGGUGGUGGAACUUUACCCCAUGGAAAUCCGCACUUUCCUUAUCGAGUUUGCUCAUAUUCGCGUGUUUGGUUCCUGAAAUAAAAAAGUAAAGAGCAUUGCAUAACCGGCCUUUUUAAAAUUUUUCUUGAGAAUGAAAAAAUAGAGUUAGAUUGCUUAUGACCCUUAUUUGUAGUUGUGUAGAUUUGGGUGUUGUAUGGUAAUGUUGAGAAUAAUAGUGAUGUGAAAUGGCCAAAAAAUUAACAAGGGACAUUUUACUAAGAGCCAUAAAAGCAUACAUCGUUCUUGGUUUAACAUAUGUAAAAUGGAUCAUUUGAAUUUGUAACUCUAAAAAACAGAGUAUACUUUUUUUUUUCUUCUAAAGAAUCACAUAGUUUUUUUCCUAA